Messenger RNA from Protopolystoma xenopodis, 486 nucleotides. The record is from the annotation of a GenBank genome assembly. NCBI's taxonomy places the organism in Eukaryota, Metazoa, Platyhelminthes, Monogenea, Polystomatidea, Polystomatidae.
AUGAUACUAGCAGGAUACCAACUCGACUUGUUUUAUAAGCCCGAAGAAAUGAGCCUUAUUGCUUUGCUUCGCAAACAGCUUCUCCGCUCAAGCUUUCGUUCGGCAAUGCCUCAGAGAAAUUCUUCGGAUUUUCACAGAGAGUUGAAAGGGCAGGCCAUGAGACAAAGAUAUCCAAACUUUUCAAUGGAACUAGAGGAUCGGAACCCUGUAAUGGACAACAUUGAAUCUGAUGCCGUAGUGAAUUCAUCUGCCAAUUCUGAGGACCCAGUCAGUCUCAGUCCAGUUAGCUUAGUCAGUCGUCUCUUAUUGGAAGCUCAGAAAUUGUUGUAUCCUCUUCAACGUAGGGCUUCUUCAGAGCCAGGAAACCAGCAGAUGGACUUCACUAGGCCCUACAAUUUUAGAGUUAGUUCCUACGAUGCUGAUGAGAGCCCGAAAAGUCGAGGUGUGCGCAGAGAACGAGGUGGCCCAGACCAGCGUGAAGUGAUU